This is a messenger RNA of Cladocopium goreaui, 3214 nucleotides long. The record is from the annotation of a GenBank genome assembly. Lineage: Eukaryota; Dinophyceae; Suessiales; Symbiodiniaceae.
GGCGCAGCCCAUCCCCUGCUUUUCGCCCGGGCGCCGCGGCUCCGCCAGCGCUUCGUUUCGGCGCGCCCGGCGGGCGCUGGUGGCGGCGUUUGAUUUGCAGAUCCCGUUGGAUGAGCAGUACAGGACGUGGGGAUGGCAUGAUGCGCCACUGGACUUUCUGCAGAACUUCGAUCUGAGCUUGACCUCUGGCGAUCCUCCAGAGAGAGUUCUCCUAUUGCCCCCUGCACACUUGGCGCGAUAUCCGCUGACACCGCGCACACGCCAGAGGUUGCGCCGUGCUCAGAUUCGCCUGGUGGAAGUGCCAUGGAUUGAGCCACCAGAAGGAGACCCUUCCACCUUGGUUCAGAGCCAACAGUUUCGUGUUGCUUCAGCCUCUCUUGGCCAGCCUUCUGAAGCCCGUCUCCUCAGUCGAGAAGCCACGCAAAGCCACUGCAGCGUGCUGCGACGGAGCUAUCUGCACUCCGAGGACUGUGGACAUACAGGGCAUCUUCUCCCCUCCGGUUUUCUGGUGACCGGGACUGGCAGAAGUGGCACCAAGUUUUUGGUCAAGGUGCUGAAUGCCUUGGGUCUUCAGGUGAGCCACGACAACGCGAAGCAGCGCAGCGCAGAUGGAGCUGUGAGUUGGGUCCAUGGCAACCACAAGAGGGGUUGUCAGCUACCGUGGUGGAGUUAUAACGUCAGUGACAGCUUCUUCAGUGAAGUGUUCCUGAUGCUCAGAGAUCCUUUAGAUCAGAUCUCAUCGAGAUCGGAGAAUGGCAAUUUGGAGCGGAGGGAAUGGUACGACUUUCUGUCUUGUUCUUCACGUAUGAAUGACGAAGGACACGAUGUUUCAGGACCCCCAGGACCCCCUUCUGGCGAAGAGGAUUCCGACGUGGUCCGCAGCUUGAAGACUGCUCUCAAGUUCUACGUCCUCCAAAAUAGUUUCAUCGAAGAAUAUGCCGCGAAAACUUUUCGAGUGGAAGACCUGAGAGAGGAUCCACAGAUCCUCAUGGACAUAUGCUCCAGAAAUCACAGCUGCAACUGCAGUUUCGCAAGGGUGACGGAAGUCAUGAAGGAAGUGGGCGAUAAGGUGAACUCCAACCACACGAACAAGACGUCCAACGUCACCUGGUCACGUUUGGCAGCUCUCGAUCGACCCUUUGCAGUGAUGGCACAGAUCCUGGCUCAACGUCAUGGCUAUGUGCUGCCAAAGGAGGACGUUCUUCCUGAAGCGGCAUUUGGAUUCUCGUGUGGUUUCGACGGACCAGAUGAAGAGACAAGUCGAUGGACCUGCAAGUUGAACUCAGAGGGGAAACGACUUCUCGAAGACCAGUUCAGUCUGUCGAAGCUGGCCGCAGCCAAAGACUCUCAACGCCAUUGCCACCUGCAGAGCGCUCAGCUUAAAAGGUCCAUCGUCACUUUGUCCAUCUCCAUGGCUGGCUCCGGCAGCGGGAUGACGGAUGAGCUGGAUGAGCUCUGUCAAGUGCCGCAGGUCUUGGCCAACGGUGCAGGCCAUGUCUUGGUGCCGUUACGGCACCCAUUGGCGCGGCUGCUGACAGGUUUCCAGCAGGCACAGAUGGUGCAAUUCAACACCCUGAACCAAUUCCUCGACUCGCUCCGCAACAGUUCAGAGGAGAAGCACCAGCUGGCCUUGGAUUUGGCAUACCGUCCCGGUCGCGCCAACUUUUUGUUACCACUGCAGUUCUACUUGGGAGACAGUGUUCCAUCAUCGGUGCGGCAACGCCGCGUGGUGAGUUUCAUCUGCAGAUGUCGGAUGGAAGAGGAGUUGAAACGGAUCAGUCAAAGUUUACACGUCGAUGUGGACUUCUCAGGUCUUGAGAAGCCUGAGCCGGAUGACGCCAUGCUGUAUGACGCGAUGCUGCCAGGCUCCUCGUUAUCCUCCAAGAACCGCGCCUGGUUCCUGGCAGAAUAUGCCGCUGAUCUGGCCCUCUACCAGGACAGCAGAAAGACCCGAGAUGACCGAGAUGGUGCAAGAAAAAGCGUGAACAUUUUGCAGAGCCCCAGCCGGGCCACCCUUGAAGAAGAUCUGAAAUUGACUUCGGUGGUGCACAUCGUAGACUUGAAGACGAUGGUGCCUUCGACAGAAGCCAUCCUGGCAGACAGGCCAUGGCGCUUCUGCCCAAAGGCUUCGCCAAAGCGACUUCGGGACAUCUUUCAAGCGAUCUUUGGCGGACCAGCUGGCCAGCCAGGCAUUUUCCGCACCAGUCAUGCUGUGGUUGUUUUCGAUGGCCGGUCGAAAGCAGCACACAAAGAGAUCCAUGGAAUGCUCGGCAAAGUGCUGAAGCUGGUGCCUAAGGAUGACGUCAUGGCCAGGAAGACAGUCAUGUACCGAUAUCACUAUCACAACCGCCGCUCGGCAUUGACUGGAUAUGUGCCGAACAUGUUUAGCAGCACAUGCCAUACGCAGGGCAUCUCGCCCAGCGUGGCACAGCGGAAUUUGGAGAACCACUUUGGCAACCGGGAGUACAUCCGUCUGCACGCCAUGAAUUUGGACUACGAUGUGGUGGUCUACCUGGACACGGACAUGCGCAUCGUUGGCGAUCUGAAUCCCAUCUUCGAAGAUGGUGAAGAAGUCUUCCUGUCCACAGGCAGUGAGGUGGCACCCUUGGAUGGCGGAUUCUUCGCUGUGAAGCCCAGUGGACCCUUGUUUCGCGCCAUGCUGGAUGUGUUGCGCACGGUGCACUACGACAGAGACACUGGAUGGAACAGGAUGGGGCAUGGCUACAGCUUAGCGAUUGGCACAGCAGAGGGCAACUACCCCGCAGGGCCGCAAGGAUUUUUGUAUCACUUCUUCUACAUGCCGGACCCUGCCGUAGACUUGGCCCUGAAGCGGAAUGGCAUCAUGGUGCGACCCAAGAGUGCGCAAGUGGAUGCCUGCCGAUGGAAUUACAACAGCUUUCAUGGCAACUUCAAGUGGAGAUACGUCGACGAAUACAGCUACUUUGCGGCCAUGCCUUCAGAGUGGCGGGACCAGGUGCAAGCCUUUCAUCGCAACACCAACUGGACCUUCCCCUGCGACUUCACGCUCACCAAACCAGUACUGCUUCACCAUACGGACGAAGCCAUUGAAAGCUAUUUGCUACACCUCCAGGAGAAACACCCGAAUCGGAGCACCGUCCUCCUACCGCGGAGUCAGAAAGAUGUGCACAGUGGCCCUGACGUUGCCUUUUGGGAUGACCCCAUGGCAGAGGGAUCUAGAAGAUUUGGUCACUGA